GUUAGGUGUUUUCUCUGUCGAGUUUGUUAGCGUUACUCAUGUCUUUCCAUCACUUCUACACUACUCUCUUUACCAUCAGUCCCAGCAUUAAGUGCAGGGUAUACCUUCACUAAAGAUAAUACACCCAGAAACACUGGGUCACAUGUCUCUCACCUAGAUAGAUACACAUCCUCUCUUUCUCUCUCUCUCUCUCUCUCUCUCUCUCUCUCUCUCUCCAUUUCAUAAUCUUAUUUCAGUAUUAUUACAUAUAGUGAAGUGAAGGCCUCUUUCCCUAUUUGUUGUUGAUGUUCAUUUGGGUUGCUAGAGACACAAGCCCCCUCUUUCUGUGUUAUUUUUUGUCCUUCCUCUCUAUCUAAACUGUUUUAUUCUGGCCCGGCCAGUUAGCGCUUGCCCUCACCCACAGGAAGAAAGGCUGGGCUACUCUGUGUCUCAACAAAUGGGGAUCUUAAACCACAUGCUGCUGUAUUGGCACGCUUUUAUUGCCUGUAGUCUUUUGGAGGGAUUUUGCUGGCUCGGUCUUGAAGGUAUAAAUGGACUGAUGAAGGUAGUGAUCUUUGCAAUGCAAGAAAUAAGAUGGCUUCUAACCCUAACCAAGCAAUCCCAUAUCUCAGUUAUUCAAAAUUCAUCCCUGUUAAAGAUUACAGAUUGAGAAUUGGCAAAUAUCUCAAUGUUUUAAUGAGAUCAUUGUAAAUAACUUUUUGGAGGCAGCAUUGCUGUGAUUUGUAAGUUCAAGUGGGCCUUUGUGAGAUUAAACGGAGAGCUGUCCUCUCAUUGGUUAGAAUCCCUCUUAUUUGGUGCCUUAUGGGGGCGAAGUGGGGAAGAGUACGAGGGUGCUGGCGGCUCCCCACCAGCUCCGCCGCUCCUAAACCCCCGCGCGCUCGCUCAGGGCCUGUGGAGUGCGCGCGCUCUGAACUGUCUGUCUGACCCAACAGCUAAGCCAACAGAUGCUCUUCGAGGGCUUCACAGUGUAGCUAAGUGGUCGCCCCAUUUUGUUACUCCCUCAUUUUCGCCCACAAGUCUAGUAUCAUAGUUAUAACCGUGUUUGGGAGGGUUUAAGUUUUUUGAACACUGUGCAUUCGCCCCGGGCUGUGCCAGGCAGACAGAUCUCUUUCUGCGCUCCACCGCACGCGUCAGACAUACACCUUGUUAGAGAGAGAGAAAUAUACGUGCGCAACACAAGCGAUGACCUCUUUAUUUCAGAGCUGUGGAGGCUUCUAGAUGAUUAUGAAAUCAUUAAACCCCAGACUUUUUCCUUUAUCUCCAAUGGCCAGGAGUCAAGAAUUCAGGACAGGAAAAGACUAUUAAACCAUGUAAACAAAGAAUACAAUCAAGGAAUCGCUGAUUAUAUUUUUUGACCUUUUGUAUGUUAUGGUUAUUAAUAACAAUCCAGUUAUAUGUUAUCAGUUCAUUUGGGUAAGAUCAAGCCAGUUUGCCUCCCUCCUUUAUAUCUGUAUUUUAAAAUGUGACUGGUUAAUUAAAAACGGCAAAAUCUGUCUGUAAAUCAUAAAGCCUUUCUUCACUCUCGACCCCUUUAUGAGCAAUACUCUUGUCUCCAAAUAUGUAAAAUCCUACGUGUUGCAUGGGUUUAAACUAAUUUAGGUCAUUUGAUAAAGCUUUCUUUUUACUUGUUCCUUUUUUUUUGGGUUUUGUUUUGAUGCAAUGCAAGUUUUGAUAUCCAUAUGAAAUGUCUUGAUUGCAAACUUUUACUAACGCUCUUGUUUUUCUUAUUUUGUCUCUUUUGGUUUUUCCACCACUGAUAUUGUUAUUUAGAAGGUUUCAGGUGGGUGACACUAUUCCUGCGUAGGUGCGGUCCGGUGGACAGGAACGCUAGGGCAGCGUCAGUCUUCUCCUCUUCUUCCAGCUGCGGCCACCCCCCUCAAAGUCCAAAAAUAUGGCUUGUUACCUGAAAGCAAUUGAGACUCAGCCGAACUUCGCCGUGGCUUGGAGUAACCUGGGCUGUGUGUUCAACGCUCAGGGAGAGAUCUGGCUGGCCAUACAUCAUUUUGAAAAGGCUGUGACACUGGAUCCAAACUUUCUGGAUGCUUACAUUAACUUGGGUAAUGUUCUGAAAGAGGCUCGAAUCUUUGACAGAGCUGUUGCCGGCUAUCUCCGUGCCCUCAGUCUGAGCCCUAACCAUGCUGUUGUGCAUGGGAACUUGGCCUGCGUGUACUAUGAGCAAGGUUUGAUUGAUUUGGCCAUCGACACCUACCGCCGUGCCAUUGAGCUGCAGCCGCACUUUCCUGAUGCUUACUGCAAUCUCGCCAAUGCCCUGAAGGAGAAGGGCAAUGUAAGAACCUCUUUUCCUCAGAAGGGUCAGUUUCAGAUUUGUGUCUUACGUCAGGUUUCUGAAGCUGAAGAAUGCUACAACACAGCCCUGCGUCUGUGUCCGACCCACGCCGAUUCACUUAACAAUCUGGCCAACAUCAAGCGUGAGCAGGGAAACAUUGAGGAGGCUGUGCAGCUUUACAGGAAAGCCCUGGAGGUGUUCCCAGAAUUCGCUGCUGCCCAUUCGAACCUCGCCAGUGUCUUGCAACAGCAAGGGAAACUCCAGGAAGCUCUCAUGCAUUAUAAGGAGGCCAUCAGAAUUAGCCCCACAUUUGCUGAUGCAUAUUCCAAUAUGGGCAACACUCUUAAAGAGAUGCAGGAUGUUCAAGGCGCCCUGCAGUGUUACACCCGCGCCAUUCAGAUCAAUCCUGCUUUUGCAGAUGCUCACAGUAACUUGGCUUCCAUUCACAAGGAUUCUGGAAACAUUCCCGAAGCGAUUGCAUCUUACCGCACCGCAUUGAAGUUGAAACCUGACUUCCCCGAUGCUUACUGUAACCUGGCUCACUGUCUACAGAUUGUGUGUGACUGGACUGACUAUGACGAGCGUAUGAAGAAGCUUGUGACCAUUGUGGCCGAUCAGCUGGAGAAGAACCGCCUGCCGUCUGUGCACCCGCAUCACAGCAUGCUGUACCCCCUUUCUCACAAUUUCCGCAAGGCAAUUGCAGAGAGACACGGCAACCUCUGUCUGGAUAAGAUCAAUGCUCUACAUAAACCUCCCUAUGAGUAUCCUAAAGACCUGAAGGCCAGUGCGGGUCGUAUCCGAGUGGGCUACGUUAGUUCAGAUUUUGGAAAUCAUCCCACUUCCCACCUGAUGCAGUCUAUCCCUGGCAUGCACAACAAUGAGAAGUUUGAGGUCUUCUGUUACGCUCUCAGCCCUGAUGACAGUACCAACUUCAGAGUCAAAGUUAUGGCGGAGACUCAUCACUUCAUCGACCUCUCACAGAUUCCCUGCAAUGGAAAAGCAGCUGACAGGAUACACCAAGAUGGAGUCCACAUCCUGGUCAACAUGAAUGGUUAUACUAAGGGAGCACGCAAUGAGCUGUUUGCACUGCGCCCAGCACCCAUACAGGCUAUGUGGCUCGGCUACCCUGGAACCAGCGGAGCUCCGUUCAUGGACUACAUCAUCAGCGAUAAGGAGACGUCUCCUAUUGAGGUCGCUGAGCAGUACUCUGAGAAACUGGCCUACAUGCCUAACACUUUCUUCAUUGGAGAUCACGCUAACAUGUUCCCUCAUCUCAAGAAAAAGGCGGUAAUUGACUUCAAGUCCAAUGGACACAUUUUUGACAAUCGUAUUGUGCUGAAUGGCAUUGAUCUGAAAGCCUUCCUGGAAAGUCUGCCAGAUGUCAAAGUUGUUAAGAUGGAGUGUGAUGGCCAGGAGGUGCCUGAUAGUAACGGUACCCUCUCCAUGCCCGUCAUCCCUAUGAACACAGCUGCUGAGGCCAUCAUUAACAUGAUCAACCAAGGCCAGAUCCAAGUGACCAUCAACGGCUUUACUGUCAGCAAUGGCCUAGCCACAACUCAGAUUUUUACAGCGGAGGAGGUUGUAGUAUCUGGGACUGUAGCAUUGCAGAUUAACAACAAGGCAGCAACCGGAGAGGAGGUUCCCAGAACAAUCGUGGUGACUACCCGCUCACAGUACGGCCUACCUGAAGACUCCAUUGUUUAUUGCAACUUUAACCAGCUCUAUAAGAUUGACCCUCCCACUCUGCAGAUGUGGGCCAAUAUCCUGAAGCGUGUGCCCAACAGUGUGCUGUGGCUCCUGCGUUUCCCAGCGGUUGGUGAGCCCAACAUCCAGCAGUACGCUCAGAAUCUGGGUCUGCCUGCCUCUCGCAUCAUCUUCUCUCCUGUGGCACCCAAAGAGGAGCAUGUGAGGCGUGGACAGUUAGCGGAUGUUUGUCUGGACACCCCACUCUGUAACGGACACACAACAGGCAUGGAUGUGCUGUGGGCCGGUACCCCAAUGGUCACCAUGCCAGGAGAGACACUGGCGUCUCGUGUCGCGGCCUCUCAGCUGACCUGUCUUGGCUGUCCUGAACUCAUCGCUCCGAGUCGUCAGGAGUAUGAAGAUGUUGCCGUCAAACUCGGCACAGAUAUGGAAUACCUGAAGAAAAUCCGCUCGCGUGUGUGGAAGCAACGGAUCUGCAGUCCACUCUUCAACACCAAACAGUACACCAUUGAACUGGAGAGGCUCUACCUGCAGAUGUGGGAGCACUAUGCAGCCGGAGGCAAACCUGAUCAUCUAGUCAAAGUGCAUUCUCUGGAGACCAGUGAGAGCACCUAAGCCCAGCGCACCGAUGCAUGCCCCUCCCUCCUUUUACUGAUCAGCCUCGCCCUCUUAUCCAUGUCCUUCAGUAUGUGUCAGAGACUCUUAAAGAGCCUACGUGUGAGCACCAUCACUUUGAUCACAGCCAACUUUAGUUUUCAUGAGCCAGAGUGGACAGCACUGAUGCUCCGCCCCCUGGCCAUCAUACCUUGAAUAAAUUCAUGUUGGUUGACUCUUAACACUUUUUUCUGCUUCUGUAUGGAGUCCUGGUUCUGUCAUUUUGCAGUGAUCUUUCUGAAAAGGUGGAUGAUCAACGAGAGAGACGGUAUUUGAACUGAGGAUUGAAAUGGGCUUUAACACAGAGAUGUGAUCUUGUUUUUUUAGUUAGGUGAUGUGCUCCUUGACCUAUUUUAGCUUUCUCAUCAUGAUCUAGUUGAGUGAUGGAUCCGUAUCAUUUUCCCACUACUGAAUGCCAACGUUUUCCAUAAUCUAUCGACAGAAAGUUAUUUAUCUCUUUUAUUGAAAACACGCUAUGAGAACAAACUGGAGUGUCAGAUUACACAGAGCAUUGACUUGACUUUAUUUGGGUUUUCUUUUCUUAUGAUUUUUACUUGGAAAGGUCUAGGUAAGUAUGUUGUUUUGGUUUUGUACACUGUCUUCCUUAAUAAUCAGUUUUAUUUAUGCUUUGUGCAAGGCUCUUUACAUAAACUGAAAUAAAGCGAUGUGGCAAACCUUCAA
Messenger RNA from Misgurnus anguillicaudatus (oriental weatherfish), 5326 nucleotides. NCBI's taxonomy places the organism in Eukaryota, Metazoa, Chordata, Actinopteri, Cypriniformes, Cobitidae. The record is from RefSeq and is a predicted model, not a curated record.